AAACACAUUCAGACUGCGCAAAGCUUUCUGGGAGUAGUGGUUCCGCGCCGCCAGACACUUGCUCUUCUUGAGUGAGUGGAGGAACUACAACUCCCAAUACAACCCGGAAGCAGCGUGAGCAGAAGGGCGGUUGUUGCAGCUGUGGCCUCUGUCCGGACUUGAACCUGGAAAAUGCUGCUGGCGUCCCAGGAAAGGUCCACUUCAAGGAAGAGCUUGGGGCUGAAUCGCUGGAAAUGGUUCGCGAGGAAGCAGAAUCCCAAGCCUGCUUUUGAUCCUGACAAUGUGGAGUACUGGUUUAAGAGAGUGGAGGUAGCCUCAGAAUUUGCAGUUUCCAACACAUUUUUUGCCAGAAAUUCAGAUUUACCUGGAAGGGUUUGGGGCCAAAUGAUAGAUUUGGAAACAUCCAAGCAAAUAGAGGAUCAUGAUGAUGUCUACACAGAAGCUCAGGAGCUAGUCAAUGACUGGUUAGGCACCAAACUUAAGCAAGAAUUAGCAAGCGAUGGAGAAGAGGGUGCUGAAAACACUAUUUCAAGUGCUGCUCCUGGGCCAGAAGCCAAGGGCCAUUGGGAAUAUGACAGAUUUGAUGAUUUAUGUGGCUAUUUGGAGGAAGAAGAGGAAAGUAUCACCAUUCAAAAAUUUAUGGACCAUCUGCUCCAUAAAGAAGUGGUGGAUUCUGGAAUUUUGGAAGAUCUUGGAAUGAAGGAAAACCAAGACAAGCAGCAGAAGGAUUCUCGUCUUACCAUGGAGAUGAGACAUAAGCAGGUUAAAGAAAAUCGCUUAAGACGUGAGAAAGAACUGGAGUGCCACAGAAUGGAAAAGGCCUUGAAAAAAUCAGCUUUCUUGGAGGCUCAGUAUCUGGUGCAAGAAGAGAAGAAAAGGAAGGCCCUGGAGGCCAAGAAAGAGAAGGAGGAGAUUCAAAGGGAGAUGGUAAAGCUGCGAAGGGAAAUACUGGAAAGGAGGCGCACUGUGGAAGAAGCAUGGAAGAUAGAGAGGAAAAAGCAAGAAGAAAAUCUUCAAAAGAAUCCAGAGAAAGGCAUUUUUCCAAGUGCUCGUAUUCUUCUGGAUGAAGAAAAAGUGGCAAAAGAAAGAAAAAGAAAACUGAAAGAGUUACUAAUCCAAACUUUCAAGGAAAAUCACAAGUGUCAAAAACGGUAUUUCUCUGCCUGGCACAAGCUGAUUCUUGAUCAUAGGAUUAAGCUGGGGAAAGCUGGGACCCUGUCUGACUGGAAGCUUCAACUGAAGGUCCUGCGAGCCUGGAGAGACUAUACAAGAUCCCAGAAGCUGGAGCAAGUGACUCAGGCCUUGGAAAAUGACCUGAGGGAAGAAAACAGAAAACAACAGCUGGCCACUGAGUAUAACCGGAAACAGGUUCUUCAACACUACUUUGCAGAAUGGCAGCGUUGGCAUGGUGCAGAGGUCCUAAAGAGAGAACUGGCUCUAACAAAGGAGGAAACCCGGAAGAAAAUGGAUGAGCUGCUAAAGGCAGCAUCUGUAGGGAAACUCAGUACAAAUGGGUCAUCGGGCAUCGGUCUACGUGAGGCAACAGCCAGAGAGAGCCUACCAGCAGCUGUCAUGCCCGCUUUGGGGAAAAAGAAGCCCUUGAGGACUGGUGGUUGUAUGCUAAACCCUCCCCUAGGAAGAACCACAAAGAGUAAUUUGCAGGGUCCCAUUCAGAAUGUCCCUCAAAACACACCUGACAGUAGACAGCGCCAGGCCCUGGAUGCUGAGCUCCUUCAACAGUCUGGCAGCAACAAGAAGCUGGAAACCACCAGCCAGAAUGCAGAACCUGCUUGCAUGGGGCAUUUCCACAACCGCCAUGUCUUUCAACAACAGCUGAUUGAGAAGCAGAAGAAGAAACUUCAGGAACAGCAGAAAACCAUUCUCGAGCUGAAGGAAUACCAGCGGCUGGCAGAGGCUCGGUGGGCCGCUGAGCGUGCUGCAGUGCUCACAGAUGCGCAGAGGCGCCUUCGGACAAAUCCCAGAGGAGCAGAGGAACCAAAAGGAACCUGCCAGACACUUCUCAAUUCAUCUGUUACUUCUCCUAGGACUGAAAGCAGUAGAUGCAACUCCCGAAAUUCUCUUUCUGGACCCAAAAGGAACCCAAAGCAGCUGAUGGCACCCCAUCCUAUACUGAAAGCCAUGGAAGAGAGAGCAAUUCAACGAGGUGAACGCAGGCGGAUCUUGGUAGAAAAGAAGAAAAAACAAGAAGAGGAGAAAUUGGCCCAGUUAAAGGCCCAAGAAGAAGAACGACAGAAGAGAGAGGAAAAAGAAAAAGAGGCUCAGCUUGAGAAAAAACGGGAGGAGAGGAGAUUGAAGAAAAUGCAAGAAUUAGAGAAACAGAAAAGAAUUAAGAGCAACAAAGAGCUGGAAGCAGCAGCCAAAGAUCAUUAUAAAAAUGUCUUGCUAAAGAAAAAAGGUUUGGACCCUUGGAAGAAAUUGAGACAACAAAGCAGGCAAAACAUUCAGGUGGCAGAAAAACAUCAUUCUUUGGCUCUACAGAGGAAAUGUCUGCUGACCUGGUUCCACUGUAGUCAGGAAAGUUUGGCUAGGAAGACAGCUCAGGCUGAUCAAUUUUAUUCCCAGCAACUGCUUAGGAGGGUCAUUCAGAGCUGGCUACAGUAUGUGACUGAUCUGGAGGAAGAAGUAAGAGAACUCUGUGUACACUUCCUUCAGAAGAAGAUUUUCAGGGCCUGGUUUAUCAUGGUCAGGGAGGUGAAGACAGACUCUCAAAGCAAGCAUAGGAUUGCAGUGGAACAUUGUGACAGGAAGAUUCUCAGCAUCAUAUUUCAGACAUGGCAGAAGUUUGUAAAAUUGAUGAAAGAGGAAAGGGUAAAAGAAGAAAGGCGAGAGCAGCUCCGCAGAAGGGUGGCGGAAAUUCUUCCAGACUUCCAGAUGCUGGCACCAUUGUGAUUGUGCUUGUACAACAAUCAGAUACUUGGCCUUGAGUGAGAUAUUAGAUACACCAGUAAACAUAGACUAACAUAGUACUUAGGAUGGGAAUCUUGAUGGGCUCAGGCUGUGUAUAUUUUAUCUCUAUCUACCCGAAUACAUACUUAUAGGUGGUUUAUUUUGAGAUACUUCUUAGGCCACAGGAAUUAUCUGGGGAAUUUGUACUUCCUUCUUUGAUUUUGCUUGAGUUGAUUUUGUUAGUAUUCACUCUAGCAUUCAUUUAUCCCAGUGGAAUCAUCCAAAGUAACAUGUAGAUCACCACUGUUCAAAUAUAUACUAUGUAUUUUUAGCAUAGUAAACUUUAAAAAGGACAAGUGAUUACCUGCCUGGGUUUGUGAAGGAAAGUAUGUGUCCCUAUGGCUUAAUGUGAGUUAAGUAAGACUUAGAAUAAACAGUGAGUACUUAGAAAAAGAGGCAUAGGAUGGGUACUUACAAGAGGGCCAGUGUGUUAGUACCUCAGCAUCAAGUAUCCUCCAGAGCCAGUCCUUUUAAGCCACUCCUGAUGGCAAACCAUGUAUUAAAAGCUACUCUACACAGCUGCUGCAGAGUGCAAAGGGUGGUAACGUCCUGAUUUCAAACUGGGGCACCAAAGAUAUUGCAUAUAAAGAAAACCUCAAAAGCUAGUAACUUAUCGAAGACAAUCCAGCAAGUCAUUAAAAUACCUGUUAAGUUACAACUUCUAAAUAAUCCACUUGAUUUGUCUUCCUGAGUUUGAUCUAGAUAUUGAGAUACUUAUCUUGAACUGAAAGAAGUUUUUAAUAUUUAAAGUGCUAUAAAGACUGAUAAAAUGCUCUCUUCUGUGAAUUGUCUUGAUAGAAUGACCUGCUAGGAAAAAAAUAUUUUCAUUACAAAAAACAUGCUUAUUUUAACAUAUUCAAGCCCAGAAAUGCACACAGUAAAUUGAGAAAGGCCCCUGCAGCCUGGCGGUAAACUAUUUGUUAUGUUAGAGAUUUGAAUUGGUAAAAUAAAAUUCUGCAAUUUAAA
Heterocephalus glaber (naked mole-rat) is the source of this 3933-nucleotide messenger RNA. It is a transcript of the gene Ccdc191, whose product is annotated as coiled-coil domain containing 191. The record is from RefSeq and is a predicted model, not a curated record. NCBI's taxonomy places the organism in Eukaryota, Metazoa, Chordata, Mammalia, Rodentia, Bathyergidae.